AGUAUCACUGAAGCACCGCUGCCCGCGCGCUCCACCACAACAGUCAGCUGGGGAGAGGCAGGCGUGUGUGUGUGCGCGCGCGUGCCGACCAACCGGGAAGCGAAGCGCAAGCAGAGCAAGACCCCGUACAACGGCGCAGGCUACAAGUCGAGAAGAUUUCUACCCACUACAUCCAUUCCGUCCCCAUCAUGGCCGACCCAACGGUUGCCGAGGGCGAGGGGGGCGCGCGAGGCUUCGCCAGGCAAGGCGCGCUGAGGCAGAAGAACGUGCACGAAGUGAAGAACCACAAGUUCAUCGCGCGCUUCUUCAAGCAACCGACCUUCUGCAGCCACUGCACCGACUUCAUCUGGGGUUUCGGCAAGCAAGGCUUCCAGUGUCAAGUGUGCUGUUUCGUGGUCCACAAACGCUGCCAUGAAUUUGUUACUUUCACCUGCCCAGGAGCCGACAGGGGCCCUGCAUCAGAUGACCCUCGCAGUAAGCAUAAAUUCAAAGUACACACAUACUCCAGCCCCACAUUCUGUGACCACUGUGGAUCUCUACUGUACGGGCUCAUACACCAAGGGAUGAAAUGUGACACUUGUAUGAUGAAUAUUCAUAAACGAUGUGUGGAAAUGGUUCCCAGCCUGUGCGGAACAGACCACACCGAGAGGAGAGGACGGCUGCAUAUCACUGCUAGUAUCACAAAUAAUGUUCUCUCCGUGACCAUCAAGGAGGCUCGUAACUUGGUGCCAAUGGAUCCAAAUGGACUGUCAGAUCCAUACGUGAAGCUUAAAUUAAUUCCAGACCCAAAGAGUGAGAGCAAGCAGAAGACCAAAACCAUCAAGUGCUCCCUCAAUCCUACCUGGGAAGAACACUUCAGCUUUAACCUCAAAGAUACAGAUAAAGACAGGCGUUUGUCAGUGGAGGUGUGGGAUUGGGAUCUGACCAGCAGAAAUGACUUCAUGGGGUCCAUGUCUUUUGGCAUCUCUGAGCUGCAGAAACAAGCUGUUAAUGGAUGGUUUAAGUUGCUGGGUCAAGAGGAAGGGGAAUAUUUCAAUGUUCCAGUUCCGCCAGAUGGAGAGGAGGGCAAUGAAGAACUGAGGCAGAAAUUUGAGAGAGCCAAGAUUGGCCCUGGUACUAAGAAUAUAGAUGGCUCUUCAAAGAACGACAUCUCCAAAUAUGAUGCCAAUGGCAACAAAGACCGCAUGAAGCUCACAGACUUCAACUUCAUCAUGGUGCUGGGCAAAGGCAGCUUUGGCAAGGUGAUGCUGGCUGAGCGUAAAGGCUCAGAUGAGCUGUAUGCAGUGAAGAUCUUGAAGAAGGAUGUGGUCAUUCAGGAUGAUGAUGUGGAAUGCACUAUGGUGGAGAAGAGAGUUCUCGCUCUCUCUGGCAAACCGCCCUUCCUCACCCACCUCCACUCGUGCUUUCAGACCAUGGACCGCCUUUACUUUGUGAUGGAGUUUAUCAAUGGUGGAGAUUUGAUGUAUCAGAUACAACAAGUGGGAAAAUUUAAGGAACCCCAUGCUGUGUUCUAUGCUGCAGAGAUUGCCAUCGGCCUGUUCUUUCUUCAUUCUAAGGGAAUUAUUUACAGAGAUCUGAAGCUGGAUAAUGUGAUGUUGGACUCUGAAGGUCACAUUAAGAUCGCUGAUUUUGGCAUGUGCAAAGAGAACAUGUUUGAUGGGGCCACAACCAAAACCUUCUGUGGCACUCCAGACUACAUUGCCCCAGAGAUCAUUGCAUAUCAACCGUAUGGGAAGUCUGUUGACUGGUGGGCUUAUGGAGUUCUCCUGUAUGAAAUGCUGGCUGGACAGCCUCCUUUUGAUGGUGAGGAUGAAGAUGAGCUAUUCCAGUCCAUCAUGGAGCAUCAUGUAUCUUACCCGAAAUCCAUGUCCAAAGAAGCAGUGGCCAUAUGCAAGGGGCUGAUGACCAAGCACCCAGCGAAGCGUCUGGGUUGUGGACCAGAGGGAGAACGAGAUAUUAAGGAACACGCUUUCUUCCGCUACAUGGACUGGGAUAAGCUGCAAGAUAAAGAAGUUCAACCCCCCUUCAAACCCAAAGCAUGCGGUCGAGACGCAGAGAACUUUGAUCGUUUUUUCACCCGCCAUCCUCCCGUCCUGACCCCUCCUGACCAAGAAGUGAUUCAAAACCUGGACCAAGAAGAAUUUCAGGGCUUCUCGUACAUUAACCCAAAUUUUGCAUCUGUGAAAUCCAAGUAGCCAGUUUUAGCCAAGCACGAUACAGGGACCAAUGAGAUUACAGAUCUUGAAAUUACAUAGUUUGAAUGAACCAAUGAGAGAGUUCAACCAGAUUGAUGGAGGAAUGGGGGUUAUUUCAAUCUAUUUUGUUCCUUCCUGUUUAUUUCUUGUUUGAUUUAAAGGAUCAAGGGAAGAGAUCGACUAACUUUGUAAAUGAACUUCUAAAGAGUGAGCGAGUGUGUGGCGGCUUUGCGAGAUUUUGACUAUUUGAUGCUUGUAUAUCAUGGACUGUGGUGUUACGGGUCUCAGAAAACUAAAAAAAUAUCUGGGUGAAUCCAGUGUCCCAGUCCCAUUUCACCCCAAAAUCAAUUUAUUUUGCAUAAAGGCAUGAAGCUGUUUUGCGAGCAUAACUUUUUUUUUUUUUUUUUUUUUUUUUUUGCAUUGUGACAUUAUUGUCAUGACAAUUUCAUGAGAAUCAAACAAAUAACAUGCUUAAUUGUGAUGAAAAUGUGCAAAAAAUGUUUUAUCGUUUUAAAAGUAGGCUUAAUUAUGUAUUCUUACAGAGCCCUGCACAUGAAAUGCUGGGAGAAAAAAUAUGUACAUUGCGGUCACAAACUAAAAAUUCGAUCCCACGCCUUAUACAUUAGUGUUGUCAAUCGAUACUGAAAUUUUAAAAAUGUGAUGAUACCAGCAUUUCCCCCUAGCAUUUUGAGCGGAUUCUUAAACACCUCUGAUUGGUCAUUGUGUUCACGUGCUCAACAGAUAUGUCUGUGAUUGGCUACAAUGACCAACACUUCAAAAAAAUGUUAUAAAUAGACAUCUUUGACGCUCUUCACCAAGAGCUUACACUCAGAUACACACAGGAGCGUUUGAAAGUAGGCGUCUAUCAGCGGAUCCUUAAUAUAUCCGCUCAUAGACGGAUCCGCUGAUGGACGCCUGCUUUCAAAAACUCCCGUGUGUAUCUGUAUGUGUAAAUAUGUCUAUUUACAACAUGUUUUUGAAGCGCUGAUCAUUAGAGCCAAUCACAGACAUAUCUGUUGAGCUUGUGAACACAAUGGCCAAUCAGAGGUGUUUAAGAAUCCCUUCAAAAUUCUAGGGGGAAAUGCAGGUAUCGUCACAUUUUUUAGAUUUCAGUACCGAAGACGGUACUUUUGACAACGAUAUAAUACAUAAAUACAUUUACUAAUUUGUUCCCUCGUUUUAAGUGAAUAAUACACACAAUUUGUCCCUUGAUUUUCUAAAUCGUGGCCACGUUGUACUAAUUCAUUUCCUUGUUUUAUUUAAAUCAAAACAACAAAUUUUGUUAAACUAACAAGAUCAACGCAGCCACGAUUUACUGAAACAAGGGGACGAAUUCUUAAUUCGUGGCCAUGACAUAUAUACUUUUGUCCAUAUGUCAUGUCCGGGGGCUUCGUAUAUUCUAAAUGUUUCUUCUUUUUUUUUUCAGUUUGGGGUGAAAUGUAACCUGGACAUGUCAAUGUAACCAUGAUAGGUUUUAUAAGAUUCAUUUAUUGCUUCUGAUGUAACAUAUCUUUAGAAUUUCAAAUAUAGCUGCCAAAUCUCUCUGUCUCCCCAUAACAUACACACACACUUACACAAACCAUACGCCUCAGAUGAACCAUUUACCACUUAUUGAUCAGGAUGUUUACUGGGUCACCCCAUUUUAGUGCUUUUUUCGGUUGGGUGUCGUACGUGUGUUUGUGUGAAACUGUGCCAAGUCAGAGAUUCAAGUUUAGGAACUGGUCAUGCAACGUGUAGUUUUCCAACCAGUGCUGCUUGGAUACUCAUAACCACAUCCUUAAACCAACUGGAAAUGAUAGUGAUGUAACUACAACAACUUAAUUCCAGACAUGAUGAUGAUGUAACUACUAACGAGAACAUAUCUUUUAUGUCUUUAUUCUGCCAAAUCUGUGAUGUAUGACAUUUUUUGACUUGUUACCUGUGCCUGGCAGUGUUUGGAUCAAAUUACUGUGAAACUGUGGACAGACUGUUUCUAUAGAGGAAAAUAUAUGAAUAUGUAUUUGGAAUAUA
Molecule: messenger RNA, 4205 nt
Organism: Megalobrama amblycephala (Wuchang bream)
Lineage: Eukaryota; Metazoa; Chordata; Actinopteri; Cypriniformes; Xenocyprididae
Gene: prkcba
Product: protein kinase C, beta a
Exons: 17
Coding region: 189-2195 (668 amino acids)
Biological process (GO): protein phosphorylation
Molecular function (GO): zinc ion binding; diacylglycerol-dependent serine/threonine kinase activity; ATP binding
Source: RefSeq, a predicted model, not a curated record